AUGACGUCAGAAAUUCCUUUUAUAUCGAAAUCUAUCCAUAAACAUGAUCGACCUUUGCUUGAAUAUUCUACUCUAAAUGGUAUAUUAUCCAAUAAGUUAUUAAGUCCAAUAACAGAGAAUUCAACUGAAAUUCUUUCAACACCCAUUCCAAUCAACAAAAUAUGUGCAAAUACAUCUCAAAAAACGAUAAAUCUUGCUUUGAAAAAUGAUAAUUUAACAGUCGAUGAACUUAAUCAUAUAUUUAUACAAAAAUUUCAUCAGUGCAUAAAAAAUUUUCAUGAUAUACAAAACUAUCUGAAUAAAUUUGAUCAACAUUUUAAAGAAUUAUCAAUCAUUAUUGAAUCUCUUCGAACAAAUAAAAAUUUAACUAGUAUCAUUGAACUCAUUGAAACACGUCUAUUACAAAUGAAUGUUAAACGAAAUCAAAUUGAUCAUUUACUAAAUCAAUCUUCUAUGAAAAAUAUUAUAGAAAAAAUUACACCAUUUGUUCUCAAAUCGAAAUUAACUAUAGAUUAUAAUGAAUUAUUAACUUCAAUGCAAUUAAGUAUGAAUCAAGAAACAACUUUAAUUGAUCAUCUUAAAAAUGAAUAUCGAUAUACAAAAUAUCAAUUGAAUGAAUAUUCAUUAAAACUUAAACAACGACAUGAAUUACUUAUUAAAUUAACAAAACAAAUUCAACAAUUUUUAAUUCAACAUGAUAGAAUAAUUAAACAAACAAAUCAUAUAUCAAUUAUUAAUCAACAUAAUCGACAAUCAAACGAAUUAAUAAAUUUAUCAAAUGAAUAUGAACAACUUCAAAUUGAAAAUUCUUUAUUAACAUUAAAAGCUAAAGAAAAUCUUCAAAGAUUUUCUAUGAUUAUGCAAUCAAAUCAUCAUUAA
Rotaria sp. Silwood2 is the source of this 879-nucleotide messenger RNA. The record is from the annotation of a GenBank genome assembly. NCBI's taxonomy places the organism in Eukaryota, Metazoa, Rotifera, Eurotatoria, Philodinida, Philodinidae.